Synchiropus splendidus (mandarinfish) is the source of this 2902-nucleotide messenger RNA. RefSeq names its product acyl-CoA oxidase 3, pristanoyl (gene acox3). Gene Ontology annotation, biological process: fatty acid beta-oxidation using acyl-CoA oxidase; lipid homeostasis. Bases 173 to 2245 code for a protein of 690 amino acids. Lineage: Eukaryota; Metazoa; Chordata; Actinopteri; Syngnathiformes; Callionymidae. The record is from RefSeq and is a predicted model, not a curated record. Gene Ontology annotation, molecular function: FAD binding; pristanoyl-CoA oxidase activity; fatty acid binding. The transcript is spliced from 19 exons. Gene Ontology annotation, cellular component: peroxisome.
UGAAAACAUGACAGUGAGGCUUUUACGCUGAAGGUGUAAAACGGAAGUUGUAUUCUCCUGGCGGAACAAAAACAGUGACGCCAGUCUUCCCCACCUCAGCUUCCAGGCAACCAUCGCGUGGAGGAACUACAAGCAUCUUCCUCUGAGUGUCCUGAACUCUGCUGACUAGAAGAUGGCGCACCUGAUGGAAGACCUCCCAAGCGGCCCAUUGGACGUUUACCGGAAGAAAGCCUCCUUCAACUGGAAAGAAAUGGCUGUCUUCUUAGAUGGAGAGGAAAUCCUAGAAUUCAAGAAUCAUGUGUACAACACGUUGGCGAACGAUCCUCUGUUUUCCCGAACACCUGGUGAAGACGUUUCAUUUGAGAAAAUUCGUGAACUGACCUUCCUCAGGAUGAAGCGGCUCUUCUGCUACAACUUCAUUCCCAAAGGCGAGAUAAAUCCUGCAAAGUACUCCACCCUUAACAACGUUUUAGCCAUGUACGACCCCUCACUCUCAGCCAAGUUCUUCCUCAGUGUUGGGAUGUUUGGAGCGAAUGUUGCCUCUUCUGGAUCAGAGCGACACCUCAGAUAUGUGGACGAGAUAAACGACAUGACUAUAUUUGGCUGCUUUGGGCUGACUGAGCUGAGUCAUGGCAGCAACACCAGGGCGUUGAGGACCACGGCCACGUAUGACCCAGCCACACAGGAGUUUGUCAUCCACUCCCCAGAUUUUGAGGCGGCAAAGUUUUGGGUAGGCAAUCUGGGGAAGACUGCCACCCACAUGCAGCUGUUUGCUCAGCUCUACACGCCUGACAAGGUCUGUCACGGCCUUCACAUGUUCAUCGUGCCGGUGAGAGAUCCAAAAACCUUGUUGGCUCUGCCCGGAGUUCUGGUUGGAGAUAUGGGCCCAAAAAUAGGCUACAAUGGAAUGGAUAAUGGGUUUGUCAUGUUUGACAAUGUGAGGAUUCCACGGGAAAAUCUGUUGAACCGGACCGGAGAUGUCACCCCUGACGGUCAAUAUGUUUCUCCUUUCAAGGACCCCAACAAGCGUUUCGGGGCAUCCCUUGGAGCCUUGUCCGGCGGCCGUGUCAGCAUCACCAAGAUGAGUCUAAAUAACCUCAACAUGGGUCUCUGCGUGGCCAUCCGCUUCUCUGCCACCAGGAGACAGUUUGGACCCACUGACAAGGAGGAGAUUCCCGUGUUGGAGUAUCAGCUACAGCAAUGGCGUCUUCUUCCUUACCUUGCUGCGUCAUACGCUGUUCACCAUCUCUGCGAGUUCAUCUUCCAGAGCUACGUUGAGUUCCAGAUGGGACAGAUGAUGAGGGAUAAUGGCGACAGACAAGCAGAUCUUGGCCGAGAGAUUCAUGCCCUCUCCUGUUCCUGUAAGCCGCUGUCAUCCUGGUUGGCUCAGAGGGGCAUCCAGGAGUGCAGGGAGGCGUGCGGAGGUCACGGCUAUUUGGCUAUGAGCCGCCUCGGUGAAUUUCGGAAUGACAACGACCCGAGCUGCACAUAUGAGGGAGACAACAAUGUGCUGCUUCAGCAAACCAGCAACUACCUGCUCGGCGUCAUAGAGGCUAAGAAGCGCAAAGGUGGUCGGAUCGAGUCCCCGCUUCACACUGUUGAUUUUCUGGACGAUUUCCACAAAAUCGUUGGCACCAAAUUCACUGCAAAAACAGCAGAAGAAUGCAUGGACCCUGCAGUUUCUCUGGCUGCCUACAAGUGGCUCUUGUGUUACCUGCUGGAGGAGAGUGGGAAGAGACUGGCGCAGCAGAGGAGAGAGUGCAGCACUGAGUUUGAGGCUCGUAACAACAGUAUGGUGUACUACUGCCGCUCAGUGUCGCUGGCCUACAUCGAGCACGAGUGCUUGCGCAGGUUUGACGAUGCAGUCAGAGCUGAGAGCACACCAGCAGGUCUCAAGCCGGUUCUCCGAAGAAUGUGCGCUCUGUACGGCCUGUGGAGCCUCAGUAACCACAUGGCGACACUGUACCAGGGUGACUACUUCAGAGGGAAGCAGCCGGCCCAGUUAAUUCAGACGACCAUUCUGGAUCUCUGCUCUCAGCUGAAGGAUGAUUCGGUGGCACUGGUGGACAGUAUUGCGCCUCCUGAUUUUGUCCUCAACUCUGCUCUUGGCAAAGCUGACGGGCAGCUCUACAAGAAUAUCUGGUCGACAAUGAUGCAGGCUCCACAUGCGCUGGAGCGCGUCACCUGGUGGCAGGAGUUCUGCUCCAACAAACCUGUGGUUGGAUCACCAAGCUCCAAACUCUAACAGCCUCUGUCAGGGAUGAGUAUAUGACUAUAACUGGGAAAACUAAUGUUGUAGUGACCAGAGCACGACACCUCACCGCCUGAUUCAAAACAACCUUCUCUUCAAUGUUUCAAUUUCACUUCUUGUUCUGGUCGUCUCACCAAUCACUUCCCUCCUAUUUUCACCUCAUACAUUCACCACUUGUAUCGUUCCAUGUCAGCAACAGCCUUUUUUCAAGUGCCAUACGAAUAUUGAGCUAGAAAAUAUUUCAUUUCUCCGUCGCUGUCCAUCUUUCAAAACACGAGCAACUAAACAUAACGUAUAUUGAUAGACAGUUCUUCUAUUUGGUAUGUUUGCUCACAACUUUUUACAGUUAGUUGUAUUUCUAUAACUUCUCCCACUGCUGACGUAAACUUACUGAUGGAAAUUUGCAUCCUGUGGUACAUGUAUAGGAAUGUAGUCCCAUAAAAGUAUAAUCAGAGAUUCUUUUUCACCCAGUGACUCCAACCAUAAUGUUCAUCAACUUAUUCUUCAGAUACCGCAUAUGCAGUAACUCUGGUUUUUCAAGCCUGGACCUUGUUGCCUUCCUGUGAUGUGACAAUGUGGACAUACUGAUCAGUUGUCUGUAAUAACUCUGUAAUGACUUCAAAUCAAGAGACCUAUAUAUUAAUAAAAUAU